Molecule: messenger RNA, 3519 nt
Organism: Dioszegia hungarica
Lineage: Eukaryota; Fungi; Basidiomycota; Tremellomycetes; Tremellales; Bulleribasidiaceae
Exons: 11
Coding region: 1-3519 (1172 amino acids)
Source: RefSeq, a predicted model, not a curated record
AUGUCCCGAACACAGGUACAGCGCCCGCAGUCCAACCUCGACUUUGAACACGCGUAUCAUCAGUACAAUAGGGUCCAGAACGAUGAUCCGAUCAACGAGUACAUGUACCAGAUGCCCAUUGUUGCGGACAAUGGGCGCACUGUAGGGAGGGAGAGGGGGGACGGGGACGGAGAUGCCUACGCUACAACGCAGUCCCAAGCCCUUGACCUUCGAGCCUUGAAUCAGCGUCUACAAGUACUCGGUCUCAGCCCCCAUAUCUCGAACGAAUCACUUCUCGAGCAACAGCCCCAUCCCGCCGCUCUAGGCUCUGCAUUCAAAACCAAUCCCAUCACGCCUCUCCGCCCCUUCUCUCCGCCCGAAACGUCCCGGUCCUACACUCAGCCCCCGCAGGAAGGGUAUCAGCCCUUCUACCCUCCCUUCGAGUAUCAGAGCCAGAGCCAGCAACACUCGGCCCAGGGCCAGGUAUUCUCGCCGCCCCUCAAACCGCCCACAGCGGUGGAUCUCCACCCCUCCGACUCCCUUUCGCAAAUGUACCGUCCGUAUCGCGGCCCGGUCGAGUCGGUGCGGUCCCAGCGAAGGACGCAGCGCGGGGGUACCAAUGUCGACGGUCAGGACGUCGACGAUUACGAGCACAACUCUUCUUGGGAGACGAGGCAUGCGCCGCCGAGCGAUGCGCCCAGCUUGGAGGAGAUGACUAUGGGGAGAACGGAGUGGGCCAAUGAUACCAUGGGCGGAGACAUGCUGGACAUGCGCGACCGACUCAUCCACAACAAACAGGCCCAAGAAGCACACGAAGCCGCCGCCAUCAACGCCCACAUUGCCGACGCAUCCACCCUCGCUGCGGCGCUCACCAAGCUCGAAGUCACGCAGGACCAGCUCCGGACUCUCCAGGCCACGCUCAUCGCUGAGCGGGUGGCGCGGACGCAGAUGGAGCGGAGGAGCCACGAGGGCGAGGAUGAUGUGAGGGACGUCAAGAACGAGCUGGCGGGGGCGGUCAGGGCGUUACGGAGGGCAAGAGAGGAGGCGAAGCGGAAUGAAGAGGAGAAGAGGAGGCUGGCAAAGUGCUUCGAGGAGACCAAAGUUCAGCUCUACAAGUAUCACGAGGAGCUGCGAGUUCGGGACGCGCGGUCCAAGGGGAGAGAAGAAGGGAGGGCGGAGGCAUGGCAAGAAGCAGAACGAUGGAUGGGCCAAGCCCCUCCUAUCCCGAUCGACCCAAUUCAUUCCGUUCCCCAGGCAGUAUUUCGUCAGACCCCCAUGACCGCGCCGACCGGCCUUCCCCAAGGCCAAGCUCACGCCGGCGGACAAGACGGCCAGGCGCCGUUUCAGCAGCAUCCGGGCGACAACUUCAUGAUCCCGCACGUCCAAUCCCCUCCGUCCAUGCUCCAACAGUCGCACGGUCAGCCCCACACGCAGCAGUCCCAGCCAUCUCAACAUGUCGAGCAGCAGCAGUAUCAGCCUCCUCCCCCUUCGACGUAUACCCAGCCCCAGCCGGCCGGGCAGCAGGGUAUCCCGAUGAUGAUGCCUCCGGCUCCAGCUCCGGGCGGGAUGAUGCAGCAGACGGUCUAUCAGCCGAUGAUGGUCCCCAUCGCUGUCCCUCAGCCACAUACCCAGCAGCAGCAGCCCAUCCCGACCUUCCCCGCCCAGCCCCCUCAUUCUCAAAAUAUUCCCCGCUCGGCUCCCCAUCGGCUCAACCAGCUCCCUCCGCACUCUCAGGCCAACUCGCACUCGCAUGCCCACCCUCCGCGCGCCGCUACUGUCAUCAGCCGGACCCCACAAAACCCCUACCCCCCUCGCCUGCCACUCGGCUCACACCAGCGUAGCGUCACUAUCGGAUCCGCUUCACUCCAUCCUCCUGCACCAGGCUCGAUGCCUCCGCAGCAUCAAGCAGCCGAGUCAUAUCUCGACCGAGCGGACCACGACCCGCACGUCCAACAGAUGCUGCACGACACCCACAGCAAGACCAUUCACACCUCGGCAUCCUCGGAUCGUCCUCAGACCGCUCGGUCCGUCUUGGCGCCGGUGGACAAGCCCCUCCCCACGCCGGGUGGCGGUCACGCCAAUGUCGGCCGGAGUCAGACACACACGACUCGUCCUUCUCGAGCGGGCACGAUGGCGUCUGGCAAGCCCAAGCCACAGCGGUACUCCUUGCUCGAAGAGCUACACGGGCAUAAGCGAAACGAGAGUACGCUGCAUGGCGAGGAUCGGUAUCCCGCUUUCCCGCAUCAAAAGCAGCAACAUCUGAGGGAUCACUCGAGGAAUAACAGCUUUGAUUCGAUCAACCCCGCUGGGAUUGCUCUUCCCCACUCGACUGCCGGGAGUUUGAUGAACACCCCUCGGUCAAGAGCGACGAGUCGGCGAUCCAAGGUGGCGGGUGCGCUGAGGGGCGGAACAGAGAUUGAGGACUUGUCGGAUAUCGCUGAAGAUGAGCGGGAGCGUGAAGCGCGACGAUCUUUCCAGGCGAAUCAGCAGCAGCAGGCCCAGCAACAUCAGCAGCAGCAGAAUAUGGCAUACCAGCAAGCCCAAUCUGAUCGGGCGGGCCCAGCUCCUCAGCAGCGACCCCACCCCAAGCAGAACUAUGCGCCUUCCAUGCCGCCUAUGCGAGGCCGUCCUACCCCCCGCAUGCCUCAGCAGCUCGGCGCGGGCGAUAAAGCCCCUUCCGAGCCACACAUCCAGCCCCUUCAUGCCAAACACGGCCUCGCCAACUUCUUCCACCGGCACACGCACCACCAAGACCAAGCACAAGCGGACGACCGGCAGGCCGCCAUGUUUGCGCGCAUGCCCGAUGUCGACCGCUCCACCAAGCCCAAAGGUGCACACGACCUGUACGUUCCGCCCGGCAUGGCACCGCUGGCGGUCCACGGCUCUGUCAUGGAUAUCCAAGGUCCGAGGACGUCCGCGCUAGGCCUGGAGGGGCUGGGAGACCAGGCGGAGCAUCGGCAUCAUGGCUCUGCGGGAACGGGAACGGGGGUCAGGGGCCGGUCCAGGUCUGGAACGAUGGAGUCGGGCAAGGCGCCAACGUCCUCCCAGAACAAGUCACGACCCGAUACGAACAUCCCUUCUCCCUCUUCCCGAGCCCUUCAACCCAAGACUCCCACUCAAACCCGGUCCAACAUCCCCCGUGCGCCCGUUAAGCGCAUUGACGCGCACUCACCUACCAAGCGCCAAACUACCAUCAUCACCGAGUACUACGAACCCCACGCCACCCCUCUUCCCGCAUCUCGCCCACAUGCGCCCACAGCCUACUCGGGCUUCUCGCCCGACCGCGUCCUCUCCCCGCCGGAUAUGAGCUCGGGCGAUAACAUGCCGAGUAUCAGCGUGAUUGAUUAUGCUCUCCGGCAGGCGCUGCCGGGCAGUCGCCCGACGACUAUUAUGAGCGUCAUGCCUCCCAGAGUCACCGUUGCUAGCGAACCAGACAUCGACGAGCCGAGCCGCAAGCCUACAACACCUGCAGGAAAGCAGCAGAAGCGUCCCCUUACCUGCUUCUCGAGCGCCAACUCACCGGCCCGGGACAUCGAGUGA